Molecule: messenger RNA, 369 nt
Organism: Ctenocephalides felis (cat flea)
Lineage: Eukaryota; Metazoa; Arthropoda; Insecta; Siphonaptera; Pulicidae
Product: proteasome subunit beta type-3-like
Exons: 1
Coding region: 1-369 (122 amino acids)
Cellular component (GO): proteasome core complex
Source: RefSeq, a predicted model, not a curated record
AUGGCCGAACAAUUGAUGGGAGCCGUAAUCGCGAUGGCCGGCGACCAAUGUGUGGCCAUUGCUUCAGACCAUCGUUACGGCAGAGGUUCAAUAACUUUAGCUACAAAUUAUGAGAAGGUUUUCCAGGUUGGCAAACAUCUCUUUUUGGGAAUUGCCGGCAUUCCAACGGAUUCAGAACGCAUUUUAAAGAGGAUGCGUUUUAGAAAGAAUGUGUACGAAGUCAACGAGAGCAGAAUAAUGACACCGCAAGUUUAUGCAAAAAAUUUGUCGAAUAUAUUGUACGAAGCUCGCUUUUCUCCUUACAUGGUCGAGCCAGUGAUUGCAGGCUUAGAAUACCCCGGUAAGCUUGAACAACUUCAUUCAGAAUAA